Cyphomyrmex costatus is the source of this 1935-nucleotide messenger RNA. RefSeq names its product coatomer subunit delta (gene deltaCOP). Gene Ontology annotation, cellular component: COPI vesicle coat. NCBI's taxonomy places the organism in Eukaryota, Metazoa, Arthropoda, Insecta, Hymenoptera, Formicidae. Gene Ontology annotation, biological process: retrograde vesicle-mediated transport, Golgi to endoplasmic reticulum; Golgi localization; endoplasmic reticulum to Golgi vesicle-mediated transport. The coding region runs from base 95 to 1639 and encodes 514 amino acids. The transcript has 8 exons. The record is from RefSeq and is a predicted model, not a curated record.
UAUAUGUGUGAUGUGAGGAAGUCGGUUCGUGUACGAUCAAGAAUAUAUUUAGAUUAAAUCGCAUAUAUAGAGCGUUGCAGAAUCACUCGUCAGGAUGGUACUCAUUGCUGCUGCGGUAUGCACCAAAGCCGGAAAAACUAUAAUUUCUCGACAGUUUGUCGAAAUGACAAAGGCGAGGAUAGAAGGCCUACUUGCUGCAUUCCCGAAAUUAAUGAGCUCGGGUAAACAGCAUACAUUUGUAGAAACAGAAUCUGUUAGAUAUGUUUAUCAGCCUCUUGAUAAAGUAUACAUGCUGCUUAUUACAACUAAGGCCAGCAAUAUUUUGGAAGAUUUGGAAACUUUAAGGCUCUUUGUGAAAGUGAUUCCAGAUUAUUGUGUCUCAAUGGAUGAACUUGAAAUAGCAGAUAAUGCGUUCAGUUUGAUAUUCGCAUUUGACGAAAUAGUUGCAUUGGGCUAUAGGGAAAAUGUAAAUUUAGUACAAAUCAGAACCUUUGUGGAAAUGGAUUCACAUGAAGAGAAGGUUUAUCAAGCAGUCCGAAUGACACAAGAGCGUGAAGCUAAGAACAAGAUGCGUGAAAAGGCCAAGGAAUUGCAGAAACAGAGGAUGAUGGAAGCUAACAAAAAAGGUGGACUUAAAAGUCCUGGAUUUGGUGGAGGAUAUGGAAGCGGUAGCCUACCAGCUACUCCGUCUGUUGGUGAUACAGCUAACUUUGUGCCUGAACCAAUUAUACCUCCUUACAAGUCCAAACAGAAACCAAUAAAUGCUGGACCUGGUGCAAUGAAAUUAGGUGGAAAGUCUCGCGAUGUAGACUCAUUCGUUGAUCAAUUAAAGGAGGAAGGAGAAAAUGUCGUAACAGGACCUCUUUCUGUUCUUGGAACAAAAUCCACACAAACUCCUCAGAUAAUUAACACGGAAUUGGUUCACUUAAGACAAGAAGAACAUCUUAAUGUACGCGUCGGACGGGAUGGAGGUUUACAAAAUUUCGAGUUGCAUGGCUUGGUAACUUUACACAUUUCUGACGAGAAAUGGGGACGUAUCCGUGUGCAAAUCGAGAACAGCGACACAAGAGGAAUACAAUUACAAACUCAUCCAAACGUGGACAAGGAAUUAUUUAGAUCACAUGGACAGAUAGGCCUGAAAAUACCUACGAAACCAUUCCCAUUGAACACUGACGUCGGCGUGUUGAAAUGGCGUUUCCAAGCUCAAGACGAAACAGCAUUACCAAUUUCAAUAAAUUGCUGGCCUUCUGAAAAUGGAGAAGGUGGUUGCGACGUGAAUAUUGAAUAUGAAUUGGAACAGGCCGAUCUUGAGUUGAAUGACGUCCAAAUAAACAUUCCUCUACCUAUGGGAUGCAAUCCUAUUGUCAGUGAAUGCGACGGACAGUACACGCACGAAGCACGACGAAACGCGUUAGUUUGGUCUUUACCAUUGAUCGAUGCUUCAACGAAAUCAGGCUCUAUGGAAUUUUCAGCCCCAUCUUCUACACCUGCAGAUUUCUUCCCACUUCACGUUUCGUUUACGUCUAAAACGUCGUAUGCUAAAAUUAAGGUUAGCGAAGUUCUGCUUGUAGAAGAUCAGAGCCCAGUUAAGUAUUCAGUAGAAUCAGUGUUCUUUACUCAUAAAUAUGAAGUUGUAUAAGACAUUAUGGAUAAUAGAUGAAAAGUAUUUGCGUAUGUAAGAAUCUGAAAAUAGGCACAGUUCAGUGGGAAAGCAUAAUGUUAUGAUCAACAAUCAAGAUUGACUACUAUUUGAAUUUAUUUUUAUUGCCAUACAGCCAUUCUUACGUGAUCCAUUGAACAUUGAUAUAUGUCAUUUGCUAUAUUUAUGUACAUGUAUCAAUUCAAUAUGCUAUUUAAUAACUGUUCAGUGCCGAAUACUUAUACACAUUUGUAAAACAAAAAGAAGAUAUAUUUUAAUUAGACUAAACUUGGUUA